AUGUUAUUAACUCGAGCUGUACGACCUGAUCGUUUAAUUAUUGCAGCAAAAUCUUUUGUUGAAAGUGUUUUUGGAUCGGAAUUUGUUCAGAAAGCAGAUGCACUUCUAAAUUUAGAACAAAUUAUCAAUGAAGAAAUUCAAGGUUUAACACCUAUUCUACUUUGUUCUGUUCCGGGUCAUGAUGCAUCAAAUCGUGUAGAAGAAUUAGCAACAAAUCUUAAUAAAAAUUUAACUAGCAUUGCUAUUGGUUCGGCUGAAGGUUUUUCACUUGCUGAACAAGCAAUUAAUACAGCUGCUAAACAAGGAAAUUGGGUAUUAUUAAAAAACGUUCAUUUAGCACCUCAAUGGCUUAAAGAAUUAGAAAAGAAAUUACAUUCAUUGAAACCUCAUGAAUCAUUCCGAUUAUUUUUAUCAACAGAAAUUCAUCCAAAACUUCCGACAAGUUUAUUACGUAUGGGUUUAUGUUUAGUAUUUGAACCAGCUACGGGUAUUCGUCCAAGUCUUAUGCGAACAUUAAAUGAAUUCUCUGAAAGUCGUAUGGAAAAAAUACCAAAUAUACGAGCUAAAGCUUAUUUUCGACUUGCUUGGCUCCAUGCUCUUGUGGUAGAACGUUUACGUUAUACACCAUUGGGAUGGUCUAAACAUUAUGAAAUUAAUGAAAGUGAUCUUCGUUUUGCAUGUGAUACUAUUGAUCAAUGGAUUCGUAAUGAAGGAAAAGAUGAUGUUGCUUGGGAUGCUCUUCGAUAUUUAAUUGCUUCAUGUAUCUAUGGUGGACGACUUGAUAAUCGAUUUGAUCAACGUCUUUUAGCUUCUUUUGUUGCUAAAUUAUUUUGUCAAGAAAGUCUUAAUAGUUCAUAUCCAUUAAUUCAAGAUGAUACAUCAUCGUUAUCAAUACCUAUGCCACAAGAUACAACAAAAAUGAAAUAUGUCGAAUGGGUAAAACAACUUUCAGCAAAUGAAAAACCCACAUGGCUUGGUUUACCAGAUAAUGCGGAAAAAGUAUUAUUAAUUAGUGAAGGUAGUAAAUUUGCAGUUGAUCUUUUAAAAUGUGAUCAAAGUGAUGAAAGCACACUUGCACUUGAUCUUAAUGCUGGUGAGAAUAAAGAUGAAGGUGAUACUGCUGGAAAACCAGCAUGGAUGGUACAUGUACAACAUACUACAGCUAAUUGGCUUAAAUUAUUACCUAAAACAUUACCUACGAUCAAACGUACAACAGAAAAUAUUAAAGAUCCAUUAUUUCGAUGUGUUGAACGUGAAGCUAAUUUUGCUAGUAAUCUUUUACGUUCCGUACGUCAAGACCUUACUGAUAUACAAGCCGUAUGUGAUGGAAGUAAAAAACAAACGAAUGAUACACGUGAUUUACUCAAUAAUUUAUCUAAAGGUAUUACACCACCAACAUGGAAAAAAUAUCGUGUACCACCACGUAUUAGUGCAAUGCAAUGGAUGUCGGAUUUUGUUGCUCGUUUAAAACAACUUGAUAAAUUAGCAACAUUAACAACAAAUGAAGGUGUUCAAUCUUUACGAAGUGUUCAAAUGUGGCUUGGCGGGUUAUUUACACCUGAAGCUUAUCUCACAGCAACACGUCAAUGUGCAGCUCAAUCAUUACAAGUUUCAUUAGAAGAACUUAUUAUGCAUGUACAAAUGCUUGAUCAACCUUCUCAAAUAGAUUCAAAUAAACAAAAUAUCUUUCUCAUAACCGGUUUAAAAUUACAAGGUGCUUCAUGUCGUAAUAAUGCAUUAUUUUAUUCCAGUGCAAUUAUCGAUGAUAUUCCACUUUUAGCAAUUGAAUGGAAGAUGCCUACUGAUCCACCAUCAUUACAAAAAAAGAACAAUCAACAAGAUGUAACUCUUCCAGUUUAUGGUAAUGGUCUACGUACAGAAUUAUUAUGUACGAUGAAUGUUAAAGCUGGUCAAGCAAAUACAUCAGAAUUUCAUUUCUAUGAACGUGGUGUAGCUGUAUUAGCUUCAGCACUUGAAUAA
Adineta steineri is the source of this 1980-nucleotide messenger RNA. Lineage: Eukaryota; Metazoa; Rotifera; Eurotatoria; Adinetida; Adinetidae. The record is from the annotation of a GenBank genome assembly.